AUGCUCUCCAACCCCACCGGCCGCCGCAUUCUCCGAGACCGUCCUCGACUCAACUCCGAAACCCUCAAAGUACCCUAUCUGCGUAGCUUACCCGAGAACUCAGUUGGUUGGUCAUACGCAAAAUGGCUCGAUAAAGAAGGAGUAUCCCCCGACACGCGAGACGACGUACAAUACAUCGACGACGAGGAAUGCGCCUACGUCAUGCAACGAUAUCGCGAAUGCCACGAUUUCUACCACGCCGUUACGGGUUUACCGACUAUGGUUGAAGGUGAAUUGGCUCUCAAAGCGUUUGAAUUUCUGAAUACGGUGCUGCCUAUGACGGGACUGAGUCUUGCGGCUGUGGUCCGAUUGAAGCCUGCGGAGCGGGAGCGGUUUUUUAAGCUUCAUCUGCCGUGGGCGGUGCGGAGUGGGCUGUCGAGUGAGGAGUUGAUUAAUGUUUACUGGGAAGAGCAGUUGGAGCGGAAUGUGGAUGAUUUGAGGGCUGAGUUGGGCAUUGAGGCGCCGCCGGAUUUGAGGGAGAUACGCCGUAUGAUGCGGCAGCAGGAGAAGAGGGCAAAGGAGAAGCAAGCUCAGAACUCUACUUCGUGA
Molecule: messenger RNA, 588 nt
Organism: Talaromyces amestolkiae
Lineage: Eukaryota; Fungi; Ascomycota; Eurotiomycetes; Eurotiales; Trichocomaceae
Exons: 1
Coding region: 1-588 (195 amino acids)
Biological process (GO): ubiquinone biosynthetic process
Cellular component (GO): mitochondrial inner membrane; mitochondrion
Source: RefSeq, a predicted model, not a curated record